Messenger RNA from Ailuropoda melanoleuca (giant panda), 2495 nucleotides. It is a transcript of the gene SRP19, whose product is annotated as signal recognition particle 19. The record is from RefSeq and is a predicted model, not a curated record. Gene Ontology annotation, molecular function: 7S RNA binding. Gene Ontology annotation, cellular component: signal recognition particle, endoplasmic reticulum targeting. Bases 116 to 550 code for a protein of 144 amino acids. NCBI's taxonomy places the organism in Eukaryota, Metazoa, Chordata, Mammalia, Carnivora, Ursidae. Gene Ontology annotation, biological process: SRP-dependent cotranslational protein targeting to membrane, signal sequence recognition; SRP-dependent cotranslational protein targeting to membrane. The transcript has 5 exons.
GUCGGUGGGCAGGACUUCCGCCGGAAGCCGGAGUCGUCCGGGAAACCUCAGAACCGAGUUCCGGCCGGUGGUUCCCCGGAGGUCCUGGGCUUGCGCUCUGCGGGUCUAGGCGAAGAUGGCCUGUGCCGCCGCACGGUCCCCGGCCGACCAGGACAGGUUCAUUUGUAUCUAUCCUGCUUACUUAAAUAACAAGAAGACCAUCGCGGAGGGGAGGCGGAUCCCUAUUAGUAAGGCUGUUGAAAAUCCUACAGCUACUGAGAUUCAAGAUGUGUGCUCAGCAGUUGGACUUAAUGUAUUCCUUGAGAAAAAUAAAAUGUACUCUAGAGAGUGGAAUCGUGAUGUUCAGUACAGGGGCAGAGUCCGGGUCCAGCUCAAACAGGACGACGGCAGCCUCUGUCUCGUGCAGUUCCCAUCACGUAAGUCAGUAAUGUUGUAUGUAGCAGAAAUGAUACCUAAACUAAAAACAAGGACACAAAAAACAGGAGGUGGUGACCAAAGUCUUCAGCAAGGAGAGGGAAGUAAAAAAGGAAAAGGAAAGAAGAAGAAGUGACCGGAUGUGAGAGUCAAGUCUGUGGUACUACUGUGAGAGACAGUGAAUGAAGGCUUCUGAUUUAUAUCUAAGAGAAAUGGAAGCUUUUUAUUUGCAUCAUUUAACUGAACUAAGGACAUCUCUGCCUCCCAGCUUCAGCAUCAGAGUUGACAGUGAAAUAAAUUUACAUCAGAAGAUUGCAUCUAGCUCUUAUGCAGUAUAAAAGAAAAUUUUUUUGCCUUUCAACACAGUUUUUGUGGAAGAAAGAAGCAUAUUUUCAAAUGGACAAUGGAUUCUACCAUAAGUUACUUGAAAUCCUCUAUCUGUCCUGUGCGUAAACAUGUUUCAGAUAAAUGAGUUUAAAGAUUUGAGAUACACAUUUUCUUUAGCUUUUAAGUUAAUGAUAUAAAAUUUAAAACUGACUUUUGUAGGUUUUGCUCUUUUGCUUAUGAACUAGUUAAUGCCAGUAGAGGAGAUAAUUUAAGGGAAUAAAAUGGGUAGUGGAAGCUUAGUGUGAGCUUAAAACCAGAAGAAAAUGGUUAAAUCCUCUUGGACAUCUGUAGAACAUAUUAUUUUAAUCGAUCAUUGUAAUCGACUGUUCAAUUACUAGUUUUUUGAUGUAUGGAAAGUCCUGGACUUUAAGCUUUAGAUUUGCUUAUUUUGUAGUCUUAAGAACAUUAUUUUAAUUGGAGUUCUAAAAUUACCCAUGCUUUAACCCCCUGAGAUGUACUUUUUUUUUUCAAGAAACUAAACUGGAUUGGUGAUUCUGACUUUAUUCCAAAGCACUGUUUCUGAAACUGGUAAUUUUGUGUAAGAUUUAAGAGAAUCUCUAUCCAGCCAUUUGUUUUUGUCUCCUGAGCAUCAUUUGGGGAACUGCGUUGACUCCAUAUUUUUCUGGAAGGGCUGUUAAUUACGGGACUGCCUCUUGACCACAGGGUAUGACCCAAGCCAGGCCAGUAGUUUAUUUCUCAGGAAUUCAAAUCUGGAACAAAAACACAGACAUACAGAUGAUGGGAGCUAAAAUAUGUAGUGGUCUACAAAUUUGAGUUACCUGAGUUCUGUUCUUCUUAAGGCCUGGUUUGGCUCUUCUGUGAAUUCUGUCAACUGUGCUUUAUAUCCUUUUAGUAAAUCCCAUUUUUCUUUUAAGUUUUUAUUGCUUGAGAUAAGAAAUUCAACUUGAUUACAAAUAAGUGAACCCAGAGUUUCAGAGCUUUAAGUGGACUUCUAUAGACAUUCAGGCUGUAUGGGGAUCCAUGGAUGUGCAGGAAGAAGUUUUAGAAUCUUUUUUCUCUAAUAAUUACUGUUAUUAAUAUGUCUUAGAGUGAACAUAACAGUAUAGCAGUUUAUAUAUUUGACUUAUAAGUAAAUAUUGGGGCAGUAUAUGCUGAACAAGAUUCAGAGCAGCCCUCUGGGAAAAUGUAUCACUUAGGGAUGUGUAACAAAACAAUGAGGAACUUAAGCAGGAAUAAUUUUUUUUUGAAUUAACAUGAAAUCCAAAAGUUAUUACAGGUGUUAAUUCAGCUGCUCACUGAUACCCUAUUUUAUCUUUCGAUGCCACUCUCCAUGGUUUCCAACACCCCUAGGAUUGUUGUCUCAAGGGCUGAUAGAACCCUUGAGGGCUGAUGUGAUAAAACGUCACAUCAGAGUUCAAGGUAGAAUGAAGAGAUAGCUGUGCCAGGCACUUCUGUUCCCCCCCCUUAAAAGGAAAGCUAAAGAUUUCUCAAAAUCCCUCCCAGCCAACGUUCAUUUAAGUCUCCUUGUCAAGCACUGUGCUCCUGUCCAUCCUCAGCAACACUGAGGCUAGGAAAGUAUAUAGCUUUCUCAGUGAUGAAAAUAGAGUCAGCCAAAGAAGAAACUUGACGCUGGAUAUUGGGGCAAUCAAUGUAAAUAAUUUGUCAGAGAAAGAUGACCAGAGUCUAAAAUUACUUUGGUUAUGGGGCAAUAAAGAUGGUCAGAAAAGUUUUCA